This is a messenger RNA of Paramacrobiotus metropolitanus, 1389 nucleotides long. RefSeq names its product atrial natriuretic peptide receptor 1-like. The record is from RefSeq and is a predicted model, not a curated record. NCBI's taxonomy places the organism in Eukaryota, Metazoa, Tardigrada, Eutardigrada, Parachela, Macrobiotidae. The coding region runs from base 1 to 1389 and encodes 462 amino acids. The transcript has 10 exons.
AUGCACACGAGCGCCCGCGCCCUGCUCAACGUCAGCCUAGUGGCUGUCGCUUACAAGGCGCCAUUCGGGUUUACCUCGUUGGUGUAUCUGGGACCGACGUUAUCCGUGGCAACGGAAUACGUUUCUUUCAAGUACAACACCACCAUGCGCUUCAAUCUUACCGUUUUAUCCGAUCCGGUACGGACAACGUGUGCGGAUUUAAAUGACAACGCCGUCAGGAUGGUGUCGGAAUGGCAGUACGGACAGCGCCAGGGGAACGACCUUACCGUCUACAUCAUACCCGCCUGCGUCGAAACGACCGAGAUGCCGUAUUUGCAGUCGCAGUGGAAUAAUAUAUGGAUUUCAACGAUGUCGGUCAGUCCUCAAAUCCGCAAUCGCCAACUGUAUCCCACCUGGAUCGCCACCAACUACUUCUCCUUAUCGCAGUGCUCGCAGUUGUACGUGGCACUCCUCAACAAAUACGCGUGGACGUCGGUGUUCUUCGUGAUCGACACCGCAUCGCCGCCGUUCUAUUAUACCUUAGCAUCUGCACUACUCGGGGAUCUCAAGAGGGAUCGCAGUAUGUCCAUCACGGUGCGCAAUAUUGCUACGACGCUGGGGAAGCCUUAUGGACAGUUUGCAGCCAUUCUGGAUGAUAUACGUCAGGCCAGCCGAAUUGUGCUGUAUUUUGGACACGCGGCCUUUUUACGGGAGUUUCUGAUCACGGCGGCUGAAAGACAGAUGACUAAUGGAGAAUAUGUCUAUAUCUCCGUGGAAACUAUGAAGAAUAAAAUGCUGGGACUUUUGCACUGGCGGUAUAACGACAGCCGUGACGAGAUCGCUUUUCAAGCUUUCCAAUCGCUCUUGGUCGUUCAUCCGCGAAACAUCUACGAUGGUCCCGAUCCGACGCUGGGAGCGGAAUUCGUUAAAAGAUCACAGAGAGAUUACAAUUUCACUUAUUCGCUUGUGGAUCAGCCGUUCAUCUCAUUGGUGGACACGUACCUGGCAGUCACAAGCAUUUCCCAAGCCCUGAAUGAUUCUCUAUCGGCUGGAGAAGAUCCAGCUAAUUUAACCGGUACCACGUUGGUCAAGUACAUUUUAAACCGAACCUUCACGGAUGACAACGGGGGCGGCACCAUCUACGUGGACGGUAACGGACAACGGCGGGCUGAUUUUACCAUAUCGUAUUUCACGACCGGUGGCAGCCGUGAACCGUUUAUGCAAAAACUCGGAAAAUCCGACGAGCUGACAGAGGUCACCCGCUUGACAACAUGGGCUAACUCGACCUUCCCGCCACCGAACGAGCCAUUCUGUGGCUACAUGAACCAGAAGAAAGUUUGCCAGCCAGAGCGUAAGAACCGUAAACCCGCUAACAGGCAUUGGUCAUGUUUUUGUAUGGACCACAGGUAA